This is a messenger RNA of Dovyalis caffra, 225 nucleotides long. Lineage: Eukaryota; Viridiplantae; Streptophyta; Magnoliopsida; Malpighiales; Salicaceae. The record is from the annotation of a GenBank genome assembly.
AUGGGCGAGAGGGAGCGAGUUAGAGGAAAGGGCUAUAUGGGGGCUAUUAUGGGCGAGAAGGGGCUGAUUAUGGAGGUUGUUAUGAGUGAGAGGGAGAGGCUGGUAGUGGCAUGGGAGGUUGCUAUGCGGGAGCUUACGGAUGAGAAGAGGCUAGCGAGGCCGGUGGUCGACGAGAGUGAGGAGGAUGCCGGCAUGCUAAGGGUCGUGUGCGUGUGUGUGUGGUAG